Messenger RNA from Zingiber officinale, 861 nucleotides. RefSeq lists its product as uncharacterized. NCBI's taxonomy places the organism in Eukaryota, Viridiplantae, Streptophyta, Magnoliopsida, Zingiberales, Zingiberaceae. The record is from RefSeq and is a predicted model, not a curated record. The transcript has 2 exons. Bases 163 to 699 code for a protein of 178 amino acids.
UUUUUUCACAGGUGGUCCAGACCAGCACAGUCCCUUUCUCCAAGUUCUCCACUGAUUAGAACUGAAAGGAUAAGUCCCCAAUUCAGCCUCUGGCCAUCAGACAUCACCAAAAACUUCCCCUAAUUCUGACAGUCCUCUUCUCCUCCCCAGUAUUCUUCUCAAAUGGAAAAGACAUGCCCAGAGGUUGACCUGCAAGACUGGGAGAUUCUCCCAGACAGCAACAGCUUGUUGCAAGAACCGAGCAGCCAUGGCACCAAACCGCCUGAGCUUCUCAAUCAACCUGUAGCCAAUACUGGCUACUUCUCAAUGAAGGUGGAGAAUCCUGCAGUAAUUCCAGCAGAGGAGAUGCACACAGAUGAAGAAGCUGAAUACAAAGCCAUGGAGGAGGAGGAGGAGGAAAAGAAGGAUCGCACAGGAUCUGAACUGAAAGGUAAGGACUUUGGUUGUAACUGGAGAUUGACAGGUAUUGGGGCAGCAGUUGCUGCUACUGUUUGUAUCUUCAUAUUCGGCGGCAGUGGCCGACAGCACCAGAAACAACUGCAGAAACAGAAGAUCCAGUUCAAGAUCUAUGCAGAUGACAAGAGGAUGAAAGAGAUGGUGCAACAGGCGAGAAGGCUGAACCAGGGACUGUCAGCUGUGAGGGGAGCUCCCAUGGGCAGGGCUCGCUUUUCAUUUGAAGGAUAUUGUGCAAAUGGCUGAUUUUGAUCAGUGAGUUAUCUUGUAAAUGAGCAAGCUGGACUUGGGAAAUAACUCAAAUAUAAAUUUGUAUUGUACACAAAAUAGAGAAAUUUGGCUCUGUUUUUUCUUUGAUUCAUAUUAGUUUACUCACGCUAUAAAUCUGAUUCUCAGUUUAAUUCUCCA